Lonchura striata (white-rumped munia) is the source of this 1392-nucleotide messenger RNA. RefSeq names its product TatD DNase domain containing 1 (gene TATDN1). The record is from RefSeq and is a predicted model, not a curated record. Gene Ontology annotation, cellular component: cytosol. Gene Ontology annotation, molecular function: 3'-5'-DNA exonuclease activity. NCBI's taxonomy places the organism in Eukaryota, Metazoa, Chordata, Aves, Passeriformes, Estrildidae.
GCUCCAGCCCCUUACCCAGGGUUUGUCCCAGUCCCUCAGGCUUAUUACAGUCUCUUAGGCUUGUCCUAGCCCCUCUGCCCGGGCUUGUUGCUUCCUGCCCCAGCCCCUGCUCGUCGCCUGCUGCGGUUCCUCUCGUGUCCCGGGGCUGGGCGGCCUCGGAGCCCCGGGAGCGCUCGGGAAUGUCUGUGCCGUGUCUGGGCACGGGGCUGCUGCUCCUGGGUCCCCCCAGCCCUGCGGGUUCGGCUGCCCUUCGUUCCCGCACUGCACAUUAACCGUGGUUGUUUCUGGUUGUAUGGAACUGCCUUGGGUGAAAAUAGAAGCAUUGUUAGGAAAUUCGACGGAAAGGGUGUAAAUGCCUUCAAAAGAUAUUGGUAUUAACCUGACAGAUCCUAUGUUCAGAGGAAUCUACAGGGGAACACAGAAACAUCAAGAUGACUUUCUGGAUGUAAUAGAGAGAGCAGUCAAAGUUGGCAUUAAAAAGUUUUUGAUUACAGGUGGGAGUCUAGAAGAUAGUAAAGAUGCAUUGCAGCUGGCACAGACAAAUGACAUGUUUUUCAGUACAGUUGGUUGUCAUCCUACUCGCUGUGGAGAAUUUGAGCAGAGUAGCCCUGAACAGUAUUUAUCUGAAUUAAAAAGUCUGAUUGAAAAAAAUAGGACAAAGGUAAUAGCAGUUGGAGAAUGUGGCUUAGAUUUCGAUAGAUUAGAAUUUUGCCCAAAGGACAUCCAACUCAAGUAUUUUGAAAAACAAUUUGACUUGUCAGAACAGAUGCAACUGCCCAUGUUUCUGCACUGUAGAAACUCACAUGCUGAAUUUUUAGACAUAAUGAGAAGAAACAGAGAUAGAAUUGGAGGAGGGGUGGUACAUUCUUUUGAUGGCACAAAGGAACAAGCAGCAGCUCUAAUAGACUUGGAUCUUUAUAUUGGAAUAAAUGGCUGUUCACUGAAAACAGAAGCCAACUUGGAAACACUGAAAUCAAUUCCUAGUGAACGAUUAAUGAUAGAGACUGAUGCACCUUGGUGUGGAGUGAAAAAUACUCAUGCUGGAUCAAAAUACAUUAAAACUACAUUUCCUACAAAAAAGAAAUGGGAAAAAGGGCACUGCUUGAAGGACAGAAAUGAACCCUGCCAUAUAAUUCAAAUACUGGAAAUAAUGGCGGCAGUAAGAGAAGAUGACCCACUUGAGUUGGCCAAUACUUUAUAUAACAACACCAUUAAAGUCUUCUUUCCAAAUAUGUAAAGUUGUUUUUCUUACAUUUAUUCAGCUUAGCUUCAGUAAAUAUAUUGCAAAAACUUAAAAAAAUCAUCAUUCCUGCAAGUUCUAAUCAAUGGAAGCCAAUAUGUAGUGGGUUUGGGUUUUUUAUGUUACAAGAUUAAAGCUGCUUUUGAAAAGGU